Molecule: messenger RNA, 5789 nt
Organism: Megalobrama amblycephala (Wuchang bream)
Lineage: Eukaryota; Metazoa; Chordata; Actinopteri; Cypriniformes; Xenocyprididae
Gene: faslg
Product: Fas ligand (TNF superfamily, member 6)
Exons: 4
Coding region: 4334-5161 (275 amino acids)
Biological process (GO): positive regulation of canonical NF-kappaB signal transduction; extrinsic apoptotic signaling pathway via death domain receptors; apoptotic process
Cellular component (GO): membrane
Molecular function (GO): tumor necrosis factor receptor binding
Source: RefSeq, a predicted model, not a curated record
CAGUAUGUACAGGGAUGCUGAGUCAGAGAGAGAGAGAGAGAGAGAAGUCUGCGUUCACCAAAAAUGCACCAUUUUUCCUACAGUUUGGUAAUUGAACUAGGGCUUUGCGCUGCGGCCCACGAUUCGACCCCAAAACCCCUCAUACAUCAGCAACAAGAACUGCUUAGCAGGCAACACUUCUGGGAAACUGAGCAAGAGCAGACCGUUGUUACUAAGCAGCAGCGGUGAUGUCUUACUCAUUCAGAAUGUCAUUGUGUGAUUUCUAGCACCUUUGGCUACAAUUGCUUACACGGUACACAGGGUUUCCCAUACCUGUGAGGUGAAGUAAGGAAACUGAUGCAACUACAGCCAACGUCAGUUGUCAACCAAAUAUUUCCUCCGUGGAGUUUACGAUAAAAGAUUUUUAGCCGUGUUCUCAUGCAUGACAUUGAAAUGCCUUGGGAAAAGCUUUGCUUGCAGAAUAAGUUUCAAAUUUACUACAAUGUUUCAAUGACUCGACACAAUUUAAAUGGAAUCAUUGAUAUAUGGUUAUUAUACCAGCCUCACUUAAUUCAAUAGAUUUAUUAUAUAGAGUUGCUUUUUUUAAUACUUAAUACAAUUUUGUAACUUAAACUUAAUGUAAAUAAAUACAAAUAAAUCUAAACCAUAUAACAUUUGGAAAUCCUCAACAUUUUUGAGGUAUGAACAUUAAAAGAAACUAAAAUAACAUGAUAAGACUUUAUUUUAGGGUCUUUUAACUAGUUGCUUAUUAGCAUCCAUAUUAAUAAAAUAUUGGCUAUUUAUUAAUACUUAUUAAGCACAUAUUAAUGCCUUAAUUUGCAUGACCUUAUUCUACAUCCUUAAUCCUACCCAGCUAAUAAACUUAACCUUACUAAUAAAAAUGAGCAGUAAAUUAGGAGUUAUUGUUUUCCCUAUACUAAAAUGUUAUCCUUUGGGGUAACAUCUCAACAAAUUUAAUUAGAGUAUUAGUAGACUGAGAAGUGGGUAUAUGAGGGUGAGGCCAAGCAACUGACGGAAAAGGCAGAUUAUUCCAGGAAGGCUUAACGGCUGAUGACAUGCAGCAAAGUGAGGGGUUAAGGUGAUGCCUUUCUGCCUCGCUUGGUUUCAACCACAUUGUUCACCUCACUGUCAUAGCCAUCACCACUCUCAUGCAGACCCCUGAGAAUGCAGGCUGCAAGAUCGAAAGAGCACACACACACUCAUAUGCGUUGAGAGCGUUUCAUGUGGCAGCUCCUGUUCUUUAGUGGUACGUAAGAUUGGGUUUACUGAAACUCAUUUUCUGCUGUAUCACUGUUUACAAACACUUGAGCAAACCUCCAGAUGUUCUAGAUGCAGUUAAAUGUUUUGCAUAUGAUGAUUGAAAAUAAAUUGUUCAGGGUUCGGCACAUUUCAGUUCAGUUCAACUUAAUUACUACAUAGCCCCUUAUUGUAGUGUAAAUGGUAAUGGGAAAACUAUGCUCGCAAAACAUUUGCAUUCCCAAAAGAAACAUUGCAUUCUCUCCAGUUUUGUGUUCUCCUGAGAAUACUUUAUGUUUGCUUCCAGAGAAACAGGAAUGUUUGUGUUCAUUUGCAAACAUUUUGUGUUCGCUUUAAAAAACAUUGAAAUAUAGUUUUCCCUUACAUUUUAUAGUAUUUCUGUCUUUUGAAUAAGAGUUUUGAAAGUAAACACUAAGUUUUUCAGAAGCAAUGUUGGAGAAAGUUACUUUUAAAAGUAAUGUAUUACAAUAUUGCAUUACUCACUAAAAAAAGUAACUAAUUGCGUUACUUGGUUACUUUUUAUGGAAAGAAAUGCUUUAUGUUUCUUUUGUGUUUUGCGUUGGGCUUGCUGGUUUGUUUUUAAUAAUAAUAAAAAAUUUAUAUUUUGGCAAACGUAAAGGCCUUUUCACACCAAUGGCCAGAGUUACCAACAGCUUGUGCCAGCGCAAACCCUCUUUUGGCAUUAAAAAUCUACUGUCAGGAUUUACUAAAGACACGCAGUGCAAAAUUAGCACUGACCUUAUUGUCACAAUAUGCAUUUGUAGGAGUUUUCCUUCAGAUGCAAAAUUUAUGGGAGGAGAGUAUUUAAAUGAAUCGUGCAACACGAUUUACUAAUGUUUGCGCUAGUCAACUUACUGGUAUUUGCGCCAUUAUUUAACGCCCAAAAAAAGCAUGUCUUAACUUAUUUUGUGACAUGGCUGCAAUUGUUGCUGCUAGGAGGAGACACCGCAGAGAACAGAGAGCGUGUGGUAGAAGGGAGCAAAUAUUUUCCACUCUUAUUAAUUUCUUUGGAAUGCCAGAGGAAGAUGUUAUUCAUAUAUUACAUGUAAUAAGUUGCACCUGUGUCGACCCACACCUGAUGAGCAUCAGCUCUGCUUAUUUGCUACCCAAUGCUAAUUUGCGCUGCUCUUGGUAGAUUGCGUUGGUCAUUAUGUAAAUGAUUUGACUGCGGCUGCAUUCUGUGUUGCGCGUCAACAGUAGAUCACGUGCAAAACAUGCCAUUCCCAUCGGCGCAUUUGUGGAAUUGCGCGCUCACGCUAAUUUGCCCCGUUUAGUAAAUCUAGCCCCAGUUGAAUAAGCCUAAAGCUGAAGGAAAUGCAGCAGCAGCAAAGACAUUGGUUAAUAAAGUGAGAUUAAAUACAUAAAGUAUAUUUUUGUAAUUUAACAUGUAAUUAUCACAGGUUUGCAUAACAUUCUGCAGUAUACUACAAUAACCAUCAUGUUCACACAGCGUACACACUUAUUCCCGAUUUCUCUCAUCAUGGGGACAAGAGAGCUGUGAGUCAAUAAAUGGGAAAACAAAGUAACUAGCCUUACUUAUUUGAAAAAGUAACUGAUAUUUUGUUGUAAAUUUAAAAGUAAUGUGUUACUUUACUAGUAACUUGAAAAAAGUAACCUGAUAACAUAUCUCGCAUUAUCACCAACACUGCUCGGGAGAAUGCAAAACGUUUGCGAUCGAACAGAAAAGCAUUGAAAUAUAAUUUCAUAUUUUUACAAUACCAUGUCCCCUUUGGGACUCCGUAUAUGUCUUCUUUUUUUUUUCUCACUGUUUUUAAUAUGUAAUAAAAUGUCACAGUCAAAAGUAACGCAUUUAAAGACUUCCUGCUAAAUGGGUUUCUAUUCUCAGUCUACCUUUGAACAUUAAAGGAUGGCAGACAGGAUGCUGGUGGUCUUUAAAAAGAUAUGUGGCCCUUCUGAGGAACUCUUUCUAGGUCACAGACAAUCCUUUGCCACAUAUGCAGAUCAUAUGCCACACUGACCUAUGGAAGAGCCUGAGACCGACAAUGGUUUUGAUUUGUUUUAGUGCACUGAUGGACUGAAAGAUAGAUGCAUGAUUGAAUGAAAAAAAGACAUCAAAAGUUGAAUUUUUUCAUCAAAGUUUUGGCUUUUUUUAAUAUAAUCAAACCAAACUUUUGCCCAGGAAAGGCAUAGUUCAACACUAUUUAUUGCACAUAGGUCUUUUCCAUUUAAUCAGUUAAUUUCCAAUUAAUCACUUAAUUUGAAUACUUCUGUGACCAGAUUGAGCCUGGAGUUGAACUUGGAUUCAUGAACAAAUUAGUUGAAAUUGUGAUCAAAUCAUUCAGUCUGCUUUGUUGUAAAGAUCCCACUCACUGACUGAUUCUGAUAUCAAUUAAUCAGACUAGUUUGUUCAUGAAUUGGAGUUCAAAUCAUUGAUUCAAAGAUCCAGUCACAAUGGUUGUGAAGAGAUUUAUCAGUGAAUAAUCAUGUCUGUCACACAAAGUUAUUAUAUGGCUUCAUAAGAUUUGAAAAACAGCACUUAAGUAAAUAGAUGAUUGUGCUUUUUUUCUCUUUUUUGACCAUAUGAGCUAAAGUUAUGUCAUUUAAUGGAAAAGACAGAGGAAAGAAAAAGACAUUUGAGUUUGGAAGGACAUAAGGCUGGACGUAAAUGUAUAUGACAGAAUUGUUAUUUCUGAAUAAACUGUAAAUCUUACAUUUAUUUUGGUAUGCAAAGGUUACUAAUAACUGUGUCAGAAGCUUGUUGCCUGCAAGUGCGCAGAAGACUGAAUAUGAAUAGUUUCCUGUCCAUGAUGUCACCAUCAUAACCCUUUCAGAUUUGACUUUAUGCGCAUUGGUUCACCACAAAUGUAUGCGAAUGCUGAUUACUGACUAAAAAAAUGAAUAAAAUAUCUAUCCUAUAUACAAGUGUGUGUGACAGAAUGAAGGAAUGGAUCAGAUAGUGAGUGAGAUAGACAGACUAUGUGUGUGUGUGUGUGUGUGGGUGGGAAGUCUAAACCGCACUGCAGGACCUUUUUAAAACUGAUGUUCAGCAACAACUUUUUCAAGACAUACUCUCUUGUUGCUCACACCUUCACACACUCUUCUGAGCUCUGCAAGCAUGAGCAGUAACUUUGGCCACCCGUCGCAACCGGUGUUCAUGGUGGAUUCUGGCGGAGGUCAUCCUAAACAGCAUCGGUACUACCAGCAACAGAUGCCCAGACAUACACAGCAUGUGCCCAGACAUACAGAGCCACCCCUGGUACCCUGUUGGACGUUCCCCCCUGCCCGAGAGGAGAUGAAGAAAAGGAGCUGGGGAAGGUUGAAUGGUGGGAUGGCCUGGGUACUGACUUUGAUACUCCUGCUGGUUUUUGCAGCCCUGGCACUAGGAGCCUAUCAGAUCCUGAGAUUACAGACUGAAGUCGAGCGCCUAACACAGGAAAGGCCCGCACAAAUGCAGAGCGUUGCUCCACAGAAACAAGUUGGCCUAAAUCCUGCUGAGCUGAACAACAACAAACGAAAAUCUGCUGCACACUUAAUAGGCCGUGCAAACCAGAGCCCAUCAUCUGGAACUCUGCUGUGGGAAACAAAACAUGGCGACGUCUUCAUAGAAGGCUUCAAGUACAGCAAUGGCGGCCUCCAGGUCAACGAGAGUGGUUUGUACUUCGUUUACUCCCGAGUGGAGUUUCUUUCACCCACGUGCAAAUCCGCAGACUAUCACGCUCACAAAAUGAUUCGGCAGAGAGGCAGCCGUACCCAAGUAAUCAUGGAAGAUCACCAAGAGGGUCUCUGUACGCCGGGGACAAACGACCCGUGGAUGAUGGGAAGCCAUCUAGGCUCCCUUCAGCAUCUCAAGGAGUCUGACUUGCUGUUUGUCAAUGUCUCACACCGCCAUCUGCUCAGCAGCAAUUAUCACCACAAUUAUUUUGGCCUCUUCAAGAUCCACUGAUCAUAGAGGACAACUAGGCGAUGCUUAGGAAGGGCAUGGUUGUGAGUUCAGAUAAGGAGAUCAGCAGUCUUUGGACUAUAAUCAACCCUGAGAUCCUUACCGCUUCAUGCCUUCAUUGCAAUGCAUCAAUCAUAUAUGAUUUUGAAUGUAUCGGUUGCCUGUUCUUUUCUUUUAGAAAGUCGUGCAGAAGAAUUUCAGAUUGAAUGAACACUAAUAUGCUUCUGUAUCAGGAGAAGGUAAAUUAAAUAAAAAUAUUUAUGGUCCUUAAAGUCUGAUUGUAUAUUAAUGUGAUCAAUGGUCAUAUUGACUGAAUAAUAAAUCAAUAAUGCCUCAUAAAUGUGGUCAAUAAAACGUUAAAUUGUAAAAAAAAAAAAAAAAAAAAAAACUGUUGAUUUCACACUGAAUGUGAAUUGAGGGAAAAUGUCUCACUCUUUGAGAAAAAAAAUUGUAUUUUGUGGUGAGCUGUUUCCAUGCCCACUAAUAUUUGCAUGUUAUAGUGGGAUGGUUGUCAUUGUGAAAUGAUGCUGAUUUUUGGUUAAAAGUUUCCAGAGCUAUUUAUUUUGAACAUCUAAAUAAUGUUCCUUUGUUUUCUGUGUUAUGUAUUUCAUUAAACAUAUGGACAACUUAA